Helobdella robusta is the source of this 1378-nucleotide messenger RNA. RefSeq lists its product as hypothetical. Gene Ontology annotation, molecular function: insulin-like growth factor binding. Gene Ontology annotation, cellular component: extracellular region. Gene Ontology annotation, biological process: regulation of cell growth; regulation of signal transduction. The transcript is spliced from 4 exons. NCBI's taxonomy places the organism in Eukaryota, Metazoa, Annelida, Clitellata, Rhynchobdellida, Glossiphoniidae. Bases 239 to 997 code for a protein of 252 amino acids. The record is from RefSeq and is a predicted model, not a curated record.
CAAUCAUGUUUAUUCAAACUGUGCGUGAGUUAACGUAGCUGCAUAGAUAAGGAUAGGGUUGUUUAGCAAUGUUUGAGAAUCAACGUCUUUAAGUCGUUUUGUUUUCCGAUUGUUUUGUUUUGAUGAAAAAUUAUUUUAAUACGGCACAAACUAAUUUAAUAAAAAGUACACUAAAACAGCGGCAAGCAAGAAAAUUAUCAAAUUGGAUUUAAUUGGAUUACACUCGAGUUGCAUUAUUAUGAAACUUAUCUGUCUGUGGGUUUUUGUUUGUUUGUUUUGGGCUGGAUCAAGGGCUGAAAGUUGUUUGUCGUGCAAUCCCGAAGAAUGUCUGCCUGUGACUGAUUGCGUGGCAGGAAUCAUAAAAGAUCAAUGUGGAUGCUGCGAUGUAUGUGCGAAAUCAGAGUUUGAACUUUGUGACCACACGCGUCUCCCGUCGCUCAACAUGUAUGGCAAGUGUGGAGAGGAUCUGGAAUGCACAAUCAGGACAGAUUUGAAUGAAGGAGAAAGCCAGGAAGCGAUUUGUUAUUGCAAAUCCCAAGAAUCAGUCUGUGGCACGGACAACUUUACUUACGAUAACAUUUGUCAGUUGAGGGCUUCAGCUGUGGUGACCAAAAGCGGAGUAACUUUAGCUAGGGAAGGACCUUGUAAUACGGCUCCCGUCAUUAUUGUUAACCCUGAAAACGUGAAAAACGUAAGCGGAUCGAGCAUUUCAUUAUCGUGCGAAGCUAAAGGCUUUCCAAUCCCAGUCAUCGAAUGGACCUGGACAAGAGUGGACAAACAAACUGUCACCCUACCAAGUGAUGACCUUCACGUUUCGAUAAACAUGAGAGGAGGACCAGAAAAAUAUCACGUGUCGGGCUGGCUGCAGAUCAUAGGACUGAAGAAGGAGCACGAAGGAGAUUAUUCUUGCAUUGCCCAGAAUGAUUUCGGAUUCGUGAAGAGUUCCGCAAGAGUUAAUGUUGUUAGAUCUGGGGAUCGUUUUAAAGGUGAAUUCUAGAAUAAAUCCAACGCCAGACUGAAGCGAAUUUAUUUAUACAUACCUUUAAAAUAACAGUUUGUUUUGACAACCACCAGCUUUUUUUUAUUGUAACUUUUAAUAGAAUGUUUCAUUUAUUAACGAAUUUAGAUUUUUUAGAUGUUAUGUCUUUAUCUCCUGGCACGAUUUCAAAUAUUUUGUAAACGAAAAAGUAUGAGUAUCAGUAUGUUAUCUGAAAUGAUAGGCUGUUAAUGUUUCUAAAAAGCAAUGUAGGCUGUGUUUGCCAACCAUAUAAUGAAUAGUAAUGUUAAACAUUUAAAAGUUAUCAAUUAAAAUUAAUUGUUUUAUGAAACUUGAAAUAAAAAUUAUUUGUUUUUAUGCAUGAAAUAGUUUUUACUGACG